Sarcophilus harrisii (Tasmanian devil) is the source of this 1491-nucleotide messenger RNA. RefSeq names its product annexin A1 (gene ANXA1). The coding region runs from base 123 to 1163 and encodes 346 amino acids. Gene Ontology annotation, cellular component: plasma membrane; cytoplasm. Gene Ontology annotation, biological process: prostate gland development; regulation of hormone secretion; response to estradiol. The transcript has 13 exons. Lineage: Eukaryota; Metazoa; Chordata; Mammalia; Dasyuromorphia; Dasyuridae. The record is from RefSeq and is a predicted model, not a curated record. Gene Ontology annotation, molecular function: phospholipase A2 inhibitor activity; cadherin binding involved in cell-cell adhesion; calcium ion binding.
GGUCAGUCCUCCCAAAUAUAUAAAAAAUUCAAGCUCUGGUUUUGCACUUCCAGCUUGAAACUUUUUCUGAAGGUUCUUUCAUUAGCUGUUUGGAAGAGAAAGAAAAAGCCACUUCUUUAAAAAUGGCUAUGGUAGCAGAAUUCCUCAAACAGGCCUGGUUUAUGGAAAAUGAAGAACAGAAAUAUAUUGAAACUGUGAAGGGGUCAAAAGGAGGACCAAGGCCAACAGAUAAUACCUACCCUAGCUUCAAUGCAUCUUCUGAUGUUGCUGCAUUGGAUAAAGCUCUAACUGUGAAAGGGGUAGAUGAAGCAACCAUCAUUGAUAUCUUAACAAAGAGAAGCAAUGCUCAACGUCAACAGAUCAAAGCAGCAUAUCAGCAGGCCAAAGGAAAGUCUCUGGAGGAUGCUCUGAAGAAAGGUCUUACAGGGCACCUGGAAGAUGUUGCUGUGGCUCUGUUGAAAACUCCAGCCCAGUAUGAUGCUGAGCAGUUGAGGGGUGCUAUGAAGGGUCUGGGAACCGAUGAAGACACCUUAAUUGAAAUUCUUACAUCAAGAAAUAACAAGGAAAUCAGAGAAAUCAAUAGAGUAUACAGAGAAGAACUUAAGAGAGAUCUGGCCAAAGAUAUCACCUCAGAUACAUCUGGAGAUUUUCAGAAGGCUUUGCUUUCUUUGGCUAAGGGUGACCGAAGUGAGGAGACUGGUGUGAAUGAUGAUCUAGCUGAUAAUGAUGCCAGGGCCUUAUAUGAGGCAGGAGAGAGAAGAAAAGGAACCGAUGUGAACGUGUUCAAUACUAUUCUUACCACAAGAAGCUUCCCUCAUCUUCGCCGUGUGUUUCAGAAAUAUACCAAAUACAGCCAACAUGACAUGAACAAGGUAUUGGACCUGGAACUGAAAGGUGAUAUCGAGAACUGCUUAACUGCUAUUGUGAAAUGUGCUACAAGCAAACCGACUUUCUUCGCUGAGAAGCUUCACAAAGCCAUGAAGGGUGCUGGAACUCGUCAUAAGGAUCUUAUCAGGAUCAUGGUUUCUCGUUCUGAAGUUGACAUGAAUGAGAUCAAGGCAUACUAUCAAAAGAUGUAUGGCAUUUCUCUGUGUCAAGCCAUCCUGGAUGAAACCAAGGGAGAUUAUGAAAAAAUUCUGGUUGCCCUGUGUGGAGGAAAUUAACUGGUGUUCAUUCUGAUAUACUCCAGCUUUAUCAUUAGAAGAUAUUAUCACAUUUGUACCUUGUAUUUACAAUAUAUAGCAUAGAUUCAAAGAAAGAAGUUUUUUUUUAUUUGUUUGUUUUUAAAGCUUGGAUUAUCAUUCAGUCAUCUGCUUUCUGGAAAACAUUCUUUUUUUUUAUCUCAAUACUGUAUAAUAUUGCUGAUUUAAAAAAAAAUAUUUAUCCAAAAACCAUGUACCCAAAAUGUGUACAUUUAACAACAUUAAAAGGUACAACUUUUGCCUAAGGACUUUAUAUAACAUGGAAAAUAAAGGAAAUAUGUAAAAAUGA